CAAACCAGAGUUGCUUUUUCAUGGUAUUGAUCAGAGUUUGAACUUUGGGACAACCUCCCAGGGUUUGCUGGAUCUAUAUGCCUCAGGGCUGGGUUAAGGAGCAACAGGGAGGGACUUUAUAAAAGAUUUGAAUAGAUGUGUUGCUGUAUUAGUCUGAGACUGAGAGGGCUAAAGAACCCAGAGAAAACCAUUUUCUGUAGCCCAUGAUGGGUUAUAGGAAGCUGUGUCUGUUACUGCUGCUGAGCAGCUACACAUUGGCUCAGAAUGAACAAACUUCAACAUGUUCAUUGGCAUCCAGAUUCAAGGCCUAUAAGAAAUACGUGUAUCAGUACACCGCAGAGAGCAGAAAUGGUGUGGUGGGCACUGCCAACCUGAACGGCCCCAAAGUUUCUUGUCAGGUAGAGAUCGAAGUCCCCCAAAUGUGCAGAUUCAUCAUGCACACCAGGGACUGUGCUCUCAGUGAGGUGUCUGCUGUGGAUCCCCAGGACCAGUUGGUCUACAGUCAGGCUCCCAGCUCUGAGGCCUUCCAGGCUGCUAUGGAAAAGAACCAUCUGAAGUUCACUGUGGAGGACGUCACCAGUGUCCAGCUUUACCCAGAGACAGAUGAGCCAGUCAACAUCCUCAACAUUAAGAGAGGGAUUGUUUCAGCUCUCAUAGUGCCAGUCAUGGAGGACGAACAGAACAUCCUCAUGAGCACAGUGCAUGGCCUGUGUUUAACAGACAACCUGGUGAAUGGCAGGAGGGAUAUCAGCACAGAUGUAACACUGUCCAGAGACCUGUCCCAGUGUGACCAGUUCUAUAGCAGGGAACUGGCAAACAGCCCCCUGGCCCUGCUGCAAAAACUGCAUCGCCCCUUGUCUAAGCUGAUCACAAGCACUCAAGACUGCAGCUACCAGUUUGAUAACAAAGGAAAGCACAUCAUGGCAGCCAUGUGCACAGAAAAACAUAUUUACCUGCCCUUCUCCCUUGAGGACAAUGGAAUAUCAUCUGUGGUGACACAGGAUCUCAGCUUUCAAAGCUCCAAAAGGAUCAACAACAGAGUAUUUGAUGUGAAUCCCAGCCAGAGCAAGCCACUCCACUUUGAAGACCCUGACGAUAAAGCUCCAGUUCAGACAAAGGAUGCUGUUCUGAGCACCUUGCAGGACCUUAUGUCUUUGGCAAGCACAGACCAGGGUCAGAAGAGGACCAGCCUUUUUCAUAAGCUGGUGUCUGGCCUGCGUGUCCUGAGGAACGAGACCCUGAGCCAGACGGUCACUGAAAUGCUAGAUGUGUCAGGCUGGCUCACCUGGCAGGCCCUGUUCCAGUGUGGAACCCCAGAGUGCACCAGCGCCAUCCUCCAGGCUAUCAGGACCAUUGAUGGGGUGUCACUAGAAGUGGAUGCUCUAGUCUAUGGGCUGAGUCUACAGGCUAACCCUGAUGCAGCACGUGUCAGAGAUAUGCUCAGCAUGGCUCAGUAUAAACAGAGCAGGGCUAUCAUGUAUGCUUUGGCCAACACAGUCAAGAAGUUCCAUAAAGGAGAGGUUACUCCAGUGGUCACAGAUGUAUCAAAGUUUAUGGAGACACUCUUAAAUGACUGCUCGGGAGAAAUCCUUGAUCACGACUCUGACUUUCCCACUGAUCCUGAAGAGAUGUCCUUCCUUGUGCUGAAGGUUGUUGGUGUCAUGGGUCAAGCCAUGCAAGCUGUCAGACCCAGCUUGAUUUCAUCUAUUUUGAGGUGUGCUAAGAAAACAGACAUUCCAUUAUCUAACCAAAAGGCAGCUAUACAGGCCUUUAGAUUGAUGGACAUUGAUGAUGAGGUCAGAAAUGUCCUCAUGGAGGUGUACCAGGACCCUCAGAGCUCUGUUGAGAAACGUAUAGCAGCUUACCUGAUUUUGAUGAAGAACCCACAUCAAGGCCUGGUUGAGGACAUUGUGAACAAUUUGGAGAAUUUGAGGGAUGACCAACUCAAGAGCUUUGUGGUCUCUCACCUGAACAACAUCCGCAUCUCUGAUGAGCCACAAAUGUCUCAACUCAGGGAAUACAUUGAGUUGGCCAUGAAAGACCACCUACCACCCACAAACAAGGCAUUUGAUGGCAUGUCAUGCAACUACAAAAUAGCCUCUCCCUUGGGCUCAGCACAGAGCAACAUUAUCUUCGAUAGGGACACCCUACCUAAGGAGGUGAUGUUGGAGACCACACUAAAGGUUUUUGACUACAACUAUGACAUCUUUGAGGUCAGUGUUGAAGGAACAGGCUUCGAGCCAACUAUUGAUGCUCUUUUUGGGAAGAAUGGUUUCUUUCCUGACUCUAUCUCCAGAGUCAUGUACUGGGCAGAGGACAAAGCCCAGAUGCUCAAAGACGUUCUGAAUAGAGUCGCCCCUGACAGAGACAGAAUGAAAAGACAGGUCCCAGAGGAUCUUCUGAAAGAUAUCACAAACAGUGUACAGAAGCUCAUGGAUGACGUACGUCUUUCUCAAGCCCCUGAGGCCAUUGCCAAUCUUCGGCUUCUGGGGAAUGAGAUAGGAUACUUGAAAACCAGCGACAUGAAAAAGAUGGCUGGGACUCUGUCCAUGUACUUCCAUUUUUUCACCAUGAUGCUACCUGUUAAGGCCCUCUAUCCAUUGAUUUCUAGCACUGAGAAUGAAGUCUUUGGCCAUUACAUCUUCAUGGAGAAUGCCUUCUCUCUACCCACUGCCUCUGGCUUCCCUCUGAAAUUCUCACUGGCUGGUGUAUUUGCACCUGGUGCCAAAGGAGGCCUGACUCACUCAGUUCCUAAAACUGACUUGUCCUUCAUGCCAUCAGUUGGGCUAGAAAUCAUCACUCAAAUGGGUGUGUACAUUCCAGACUAUGUGGAGGCUGGGCUUGAGAUGCACACUAAUAUGUACCAUGAGAGUUCCAUCAAUGCUAAGGUUACUGUGAGCAGAAACCAGAUAAGAUUGUCCAUACCUGCUCCUACAUCAAACACUCAGUUACUCAGCAUUAGCAACAAGCUGCUGUCAGUCUCCUCUGUUCAAACAAAAAUAUUGCCGUCCCUGGUGGAGGAUAAAACUGAUUCAACUGACUGCCAGCCAAUAUUUAAUGGUCUGAAAUUCUGCACAGUCCUGCAUUACCCUAAUGCGAAAUCCAUGGACGAAGCAUCAUAUCAUCCUCUGACUGGAGAAACCAGGUUUGCAGUGGAAAUCCAUCCUACAGGGGAAGUUUCAGAGUACACUGCCACCAUCACUGAUGAAACACUCAGAGAGGGUAAAAAGGGUCGCCAUAAAGUAGAGUCUCUGAAGCUAACUCUGAAGGCAGAAGGUGACGAUUCCACAGAGGCCACUGUAUCUCUGAAAUACAACCGCAAUAAGAACAUCUUCACCACUGAGGUUGUCAUUCCCAACUAUGAUGUGGAAGCAGGCAUCAAGCUGGCUGUAACUGACAGUGAUUUUAAAGGAAAGAAGAUGCGGGGUAUUACCAUUGAUGUCACCAACAGGAACAUCCCACAGCUGACUCUCGCUGGACGUGCAAGACUUGACAAAAUGAAGGAUGCCAUGCUGCAACUCCAGAUGAUUAUUCCUACUCUGAAAACUGAUGCAUCUGUCACUGCAACCCUGAAGAAGGACGAGGAUGUGCUCAUGGACUUAGAGACUGUCAUCAACCUCCCUGAGACAUCCUACCAGCAGACAGCCUCACUCAAAUACGAUGAUGACAAGUUUGAGGUGGAAAUGAAAUCAGAGCUGAAUUCAGAGCUUCAGGAACUGGUCCCAGAUGUAGAGAAUUAUCGUGAGCAGCUGCAAAAGCUCAUUGAUGAUAUUCUGGAACAGAAAGUGGCAAAGACUGAUAUGAAGCUGCGUCAUAUAGUCACCAAAGGAAUUGAGGCAGGUGAUAUAUGGUUGGACAAAUUAGCAGCACGCAUCCCCUACUUUGCUAACCUGCGAAGUAAGAGGAGCAUCUCAGAUCUCACCUUGCCAACUCUGCCCGAGAAACUGUUUCUACAGGUUGACAGCUUGUUCCGAUACCAGUUCAACAAGGAUAAGAUUACCAUCUCACUCCCUCUUCCAUUUGGAGGCAAAAAGUUAGAAGAGUUGAACAUCCCAACUACUUUGUCUAUUCCCCUCAUAAAUUUACCUGCGAUAGGCCUAUAUGUUCCCGCCAAAAACUAUCCACUACCAUCAAUCACUAUACCACCUUCACUGGAUUUCACUGCACCCCUUCUUGGUUUAGUGGAAGCAUCCACCAAGAUCAACAGCAACUUUUACCAUUGGGAAGGCUCCAUCUCUGGGGGCAACAACACCGCUGAUGUCCCCAGCUACAUUGCACAGUACAAGGCCAUGGCUCAAUCACCUCUCAACCUAUUGUCAUACAAGCUUGAAGGAACUGGGAUGAUGACAGGAAGAGCUGAUGAUAAUCUGAAGUAUCUUCUGAAUAGUUCCUUCAGCCAUAGCCUCAUCGACACAAGCUUCAGUGUCUUAGAAACAUUAAGGGUGACAAACAAAUUGAACGCAAAAGCCAGCUAUAAGAUUGAAGCCUUUAGUCCCAUAGGCCUGCAGGCCUCUAUCUAUUACUCUGCUCAGUCAACUUCGACUCUAGAUUCAGAUGAAGUCUCAGGAGAUGGCACCAUAGAUGGAUUGCUUAAAAUAGGUUCAUUCUACACCAACACGUCCUACACCCACAGCUACAAUCUGCGUCCAUUAGAUAGAGAGGGAAGAGGAGAGUCCACCCUGCGCUUUGACUCACCAUUCAUCCAAGUUCACAACAUGAUCCAUGGAGUCUAUGCAAACUCUGAGUUGAACAUUGUGUCCAAAACCAAUGCCCAGAAGGACAUCCUCAAGCAUGUAGCAGAGCUCAAGUAUAAAGAUACACAACUGACCCUAAAAUGCAAUGCUAUUGCCACAAUCAUGGAUAAAUCACUCAAUAACAAAGUUGAACUUGGUGUGUCCAGCCAUAUGGUCAUCCUCCGAAUUGAGUCACAGGCAGAUGAUGACACAAAUAGGGCAUACUCACUUAUAACAGGAUCCCUGGAUUCAAAUGGGCUUGAAGUAAACUCUGAGGGUUCCCUCACUUUUGACACAGGUCGUGGAUUGCACAAAGCUUCUGUUAUGGUUGACAGAAAUGGUCUGACCACAAGUGGAACUAACAGCAUUCAGUGCAGCCCUGUGACUUUGGAGAAUAUCUUCAAUGGUGCCAUAGACAACAAUGGUGCAUCCCUGUCCUGCAGGACUAAAGCAAUGGCUGAAGAGAGCAGAGGAGAGCUGAAUAUUGAGGGUAAAGUCACAGCUUUGGAAGCCUCAUUGCAUGGUGUCCUCAAGGGCCAUGCAUAUGAUGCAAUCACAAGAAACAACAUGAAUGCUGUACUGAACCAUAGGGCUCUGACCAUUACUAGCAAUACCAUGGGAACACUGAGGCAGAUGAAAACAGAAAAUAGCCACACACUGACCCUCACUCUGUGGACACUAGCCCUCCACUCCAACACUAACAACUUCAUCUGUGAAGAUAUUUACUACAAGCAAGAUACCAAUGUAGACAUGAAGCCAUUUGUUAUGUCAUUUGAUGUGAUGAAUGACCUCAAGUUUUAUGAUGUUAGUUUGAACAACGAAGGCCACAUGAAGCUUGAGCCAAUUAAGAUUGAUCUGAGUGGAGGUAUGAAGGGAGCGUAUGGAGAGGAACACAGCGUUAAACAAACCUAUGAAUUCACCUAUUAUGAUCUGGCUGGUACCAUGAAACACAGCAUAUCUGGAAAUGUAAUGGAUGCCCAGCUAAGUUACAACUGUGACCUUGAAAUUGCUGGACUUUCCUCCAAGUCAAACUGUGAGGCUCAAAUAAAUUCUGAGCCUCUACAUUUUGACAGUACCAUUCGCACUAUGGCACUGCCUUUCAGCCUCACUAUUGAUGCUCUUGUCAAUAGCAAUGGAGAAAUUAAUCUAUACGGGAAGCACAACGGACAGCUGUACAGCAAGUUGUUGGUUAAAGUUGAGCCCUUAGCUCUUGCAUACUCACAUGACAGCCGCGUAUCAACCACACAUAUGCUUCCAAGUGGGGAGUCCUUCACUAAUUUAGACAACAAAUUUGAUGGCCUCCUGACACCAAGUGAUCAAUAUCUGACCUGGAAAGUAAAAUCUAAACUGAACAAUCAUGCUUAUAACCAGGACAUCAGUACUUUCAAUAAUCCUGAGAAGAUUGGAUUUGAGUUUUCAGGAGCGAUAUUAACAGACAUUUUAAGCAAACUGAGCAGACACAAGAGAUCACUACCAGAAAUAGAAGAAUUUAGUAUGGCUGGUUUCCUCAAGUAUGACAAGAAUGCUGACUGUCAUAUUGUUGAGAUCCCAUUCAUUGAGAGCCUUCCUGCUGCUUUUGAGCAACUCAAGAAUACACUCGUGCAAGCCUUAGAAUCAAUUCAACGAUUCAUCAACAAUUUAGAUAUUAAUCAGUUAAUUGCUGACUUUAGAGCCAAGUUAGAUAGGCUACCAAUGCAAGUGAGUGACUUUAUGCAGGGCAUGGACUUGGAGAACAAAGUGAAUCAAGUAAAAGCAAAACUUGAUUAUUUGAUUGGGGAGUUUGCUGUAACAAUUGAUGACUUAGAGCUUGUGAUAAACAACUGGAGCAACAACCUGGAAAAUACAGUAGUGGACAUUGCCACGAAAAUUAGAGACCUCAUCCUGACCAUUGAAGACUAUCUCAAGGAAGGACACCUUGCCGCCAAAAUAACAGAUGUUCUUUCAAAGACUGGCGAUCAGCUUCGGGCCUUUGAUGAGAAGUAUGAAAUCAAGCACUCACUUGUCAAAGUGCUUCAUGCCAUUGAGGACAUCAUCAGACAGAUUGACUUACAGAAGCUCACAGCUAGCAGUGCUGAAUGGCUGCGAGAUCUUGAUUCUAAAUAUGGAAUAUUGGAAAAAAUCAAAGACAAACUGUCUGAAAUAAAACAGGCCAUUGAGAAAUUUGACAUUGACAUGUUUUUCCAGUAUGUAAAGGAUGAUAUUUUCUCAACUGAUUUAGCCAAGUAUGUUGAGCAGCUUUCAUACAAGAUCCCCUCUUCAGAGAUAGCAAAAGUGAUUGAAUCUAUGAAUGAUGUCAUUGUUAACUGGAUUGAUGAAUACGAAAUCUCCAACAAACUCAAUGCUGUAUAUUCUUACAUUAGGGAUCUACUUUUAAAAUACAGUCUUGAUGAUAAACUGAAAGACUUAAUGGAUCAGAUAGUGAUUCUCAUCAAAGAAUUCAAAAUUGAAGAGACUGUGCAGUCAGUGGUAGGUGCUCUGAAAUCUAUCAACUUUGAAUUUGUUUAUGAUAAAAUGAUGCAGUUUCUGCACAGUAUAACAAACCAGCUCAGAGCAGUUGACUUUAAGAGAAGCAUUCAUAACCUUAAUGAACAAAUUUCUUCAAUGCUGAAAUCAAUCAGGGAAUUUGACUAUAGUGCAUUUGUUGAUGAGACUAACAAGAAGAUUGUUGAACUAACAAACUAUAUCAACGAGCAGAUUAAAACAUAUGAAAUAGUGCAAAAAAUUGAGGCUGUUAGGGAAUUUUUUAGAGAGAUCCAAAGUUCCAUCUUCACAUAUUUGGAUGAACUCAAAAACACAAAGGUGGCAGAUGCUCUAACGAAACUGAAAAAUGUGAUUGACUCUACAUUUUACAAUGACAUUAAGAUUAAAGUGAAGGAUAUCCUUGAGGACAUGAGACAAAGAAUCCUUGACAUGGAUAUCAGAGAUGAAAUGUACAUUCACCUCCAAAGAGUAAGUGAAUCUUAUAGCAAUAUGGUUGUCUACAUUUCUGUGCAAUUUAACCGACUGAUAGAGAAGAUUAGAGAGGUAGUCAAGGACAACAAGAUCAUCACACAGAUGAAGCAAACUGUAGAUGGAGUUCUGGAUGCACUGAAAAGAGCAGAGAUUUCAGUGGGCACUUUCACCGUACCUCUCACUGACCUUGUCAUUCCAGCAUUUGUAGUCAACCUGAACAAACUGCAGGAGAUCAGCAUCCCAGCUCAAAUUUCAGUCCCUGAGUUCACCAUUCUCAACUCUUACACAAUUCCUGCCUUUACUAUAGACUUUGAUGAGAUCAAAGCAAAGAUCAUUGCAAUCGUAGAUGACAUCAGAGAAUUUGAGAUCAAAAUGCCAGAUCCUGAGGAAAUCUUUGGUGACUUAAAAGUUCUCUACCUAUUUCAACUACCAGAUCUCACCUUCCCAGAAAUAACUCUUUCAGAAAUAAAAAUUCCAGCCAUCCACAUCCCCAAAUUAAACUUGAAUGACUUUGAAAUCACAAUGCUUCCAAUUCCAGAGAUCAGAUUGUCUGAGGUUCCCAGUGACAUCUGUCUCCCACUUUUUGGAAAACUCCAUGGAGAAUUUAGGGUAAAUUCCCCACAGUACACUCUUGUAACCAUUGGAAAGAUUGAGAAUUCCACAUCCACACCAAAAAACCCACUGUUUAUAGCUACCAUUAAUUCUCAUGUCACAUCACCCAUUGAGCCCCUUCAAUACACCUUCGAAGCUGUGGCUCAGUUGGGAGCUCCCAGAAUGAAGAAGCUUCUUUUCACAGAAACAGUGAAAGCUACACAUAUGGCCCUCUCCAUUGAUCACAAAGGAUCCUUAACACUCAUGGGCUCCUCUGUUGAGGCUUCUGCCAAGACUACUGUCAAGGCCACAACCCAAAUGUACACUGCAGACUUGGACAAUAAUAUGACAUUUACACUGAAGAGUGGGAUCUCUGCGGCCAUAGAUACAACCUAUGACCACUUUUUGGACAUCCCGUCAAUUGAAACUUCAAGUCAGACAUCAACGAAACAGAAUAUUGCAGCCACAAUAGAAUCUGGCAGAAUUAUUGUGACCAGUAAAACUAUUGGUAAUGGAAAAUGGUCCAUUAAAGACUACUCUGAUGAAGGCACACACACAAGCAAUGUGGAAUUUGACAUCAAUUUUAGCACUUCGAAGUUAACUGUUGUUGGAGAAACAGACUGCAAGGCUUUGAAAUCAAAGCAAACACUGACUGUUGAAUCGGCAUUCUUGAGUUAUAUCACUGUUGAAGCAAAAUGUGAAACUGAAGUUCCAUCUGUCAAGAGGAGUGUUAUGGUUUUAAAAGGGGAGACACAUUUUGGGGAUUUGAAAGUUGCACUGAUGGCCCUUCAUGAUGCAGAAUUCACUGGAAGUCUGAUUGGAUCCAUGUCAAACUCAUUGGAAUUCAUGGCACAUCCAUUUGAGAUUGUGUUCAACCUCCAGAAUAAAGUUAACGUAAAGAUUUUCCUCCCCCUGAAACUCACUGGUAAGGUUGAUCUUCAGCAUGAUUAUGAAUUCAUACUAAACUCUGAGAGGCAGCGUGCUUGUUGGUUUGCCUUGGCAAGAUUCAACCAGUACAAGUACAGUCAUAACUUCACAGCAGAAAACAGUGACAUAGAUAUCUUCUUUCACUCAUGGGCUAAUGGAGAAGCUAAUCUGGACUUUCUGACUGUUCCUCUCUCUAUUCCAGGGGUAACAGUACCUUAUCUUGAAAUUAAAACCCCUGAGGUCAGACAUCUCUCUCUCUGGGAACAGGCUGGAUUUAAAACCUUGCUUACCACUCCUCAACAGUCAUUUGAUAUCAACCUGAAGCUUCAUUACUACAAGAAUCCUGAUAUGCACAGCAUUGAAUUACACCUUGAACCAAUCUAUAAUGCAAUCAGUGACAAUGCUAUCAUAAUCCAUGCUCAGUUUGAACGAUGGAGAGACAAAGUAGUUGCACUUCUAAAAGAUUCAUACAACCAAGCAAAAUCACACUAUAUCAAACACAAAAUUGACACUUCUAGCCUGCCACCUAGAAUCUUCACUGUCCCUGGAUACAAAAUACCAAUACUGAAUAUUGACGUUUCUGCUUUCAGGGCUGAGAUGCCAGCUUUUACCUACUUUGUUCCUAAAGAGGUCAGUACGCCAAGCUUCAAAGUUCCAGCACUGGGUUUCUCUGUACCAUCCUAUACUCUUGUGCUACCAUCUCUGGAGUUACCGGUCAUCCAUGUUCCAGAAACUUUAAGUGAAAUUGAGUUGCCACCUUUCACACUGCCAGCCAUUCAGAACAAUAUUGUGAUUCCAGCCAUGGGUAACAUAACUUAUGACUUCUCCUUCAAAUCCCCUGUGAUUACCUUCAGCGCUAAUGCUGGCCUCUACAACCAGUCGGACAUUGUUGCUCGGUUUGGUGCUUCCUCAGCAUCUGUGUUUGACAUUCUAAAUGGAAAAAUUGAUGGCACCACAAGUUUGACAAGAAAGAGAGGAAUAAAAUUGGCUACAACUGUGUCUCUGGAGCAUAACAACGUGGAGGCAAACCAUGAAUGUGCUGUUAGUCUCACCAAAAGGAGCAUGGAAGCUUCUGUAGCUAACACUGCAAAAAUCAAUCUACCCUUCCUCAAUCUAGAAUUGAGUCAGGAACUGAUUGGAAAUACCAAAACCAAGCCAAAUAUUGCUUCCAAGAAAAAACUAAAAUACAUGUUUAACAUUCCUCUGAUUCAGUCUGUGGGCAAAGGAAACCUUGAUAUAAACUGGGCACUGGAGGCACUUUCUUCCUAUGUGUCACUGGAGACCUCCACCCAAGGGAAAUCAGACAUAACGGCAAUGGGAAGUUGCAAUUUUGCUGGUGAUCUAGAGAAUGAGGCCAAUUUCUAUGUUAAUGUCAAUCACCUGCGUUCAACUAUCAGGACAGUCUUAAACUCAGACAUCAACAAACAGGAGAAACAAAAACGUAACUCAAACAAUAGCAUCUUCCAGUUCAACUUGAAUAAAAACUUGGCUCUUGAGGUUUCUUUGCGGCGUAUGUUUGCAACAGUUGAUUACAUGAGUAAUAACAAUGUUGAUUCGGCAUCUUUCACCACAAAUGGAAGACACAUUAUUAAAGGAGAACUAGAUUUUGUUCCUUUAACAACCUUCAAGACUAUUUUGGAUAUUGAUGCAAGUCAGCAAAGUAGUUUGGGUCAUGCUGGACUCAUUCACAACAUCAACCUUGCCAUCAACUCAGAGAAGCAGUCCUUCAUCUGGAGUGGUAAGGAACAAUUGGCAUCUGUUAUCCACACUUGUGAUUUGUUUAUGUCAAAUGAUGAAUCUCAAGUACGUGUGGAUUUGACUGGAUCAAUGGAAGGCCACCUUUCUUUCUUGAAGGCAGUUAAGCUUCCUGUAUACCAGAAAUCCCUCUGGGAUGUGCUCAAGUUUGAUCAGGUCACAAAUAUGGACAAUUUACAAAUCCUUAACAUUUCUUACAGCAUUGUAUACACAAAGGGCAUGGAUGGUGAGGAGUAUGCAAUACCAUCAACACUAUUUGAAAACGGAAUCACUCUUAGCAUCCCUGAGAUUAGCAUUGAUAUGCCUUCUUGGGUGGAAGAAAUUCCAUAUUCCAUAAGGACUAUAGAUAUGCGAUUGGAGAACUUUGAUGUUCCUGAUCAUCUUACUCUUCCCCCUGUAAUCUCAUUUCCAGCCUUUGAUUUUCCAUUUACCAACCUACAUGUGGGACCCUUUACAAUUGACCCAAAGAACCUUAACAUCCCUAAGGUGAUCACCACCACUGCCUUUGAAAUCAUGCUGCCUGGUUUGCCAAAAAUAUCAGUGCCCAGUUAUGAUAUUAAUACAGACUAUCUACAGGAGAAAAUGUCAUUCCUUUCAUUCAAGAUGCCACAGUAUGAAAUAACUGUCUCAUCUUUUACACUGCCAAAAUCUUUUACAAUUGGAGAGCACACCAUUAGUCUAAAUGAAAUCACAAGCCAGAUUGCAAACUUUGAACUUCCAACCAUCAUCAUUCCAGAGCAAAAAAUUGAAAUUCCUGAAAUUGCUCUACAUCUGCCUUUAAGUGUGUUUAUCCCAGUUUUUGGUGGCCUCAGUACCACUCUAAAGGUUUCCUCCCCUAUUUAUAAUGUGUCAACAUCUGCCAGUCUGGAGAAAAAAGGCGCUAGCCUUGUGACUUUGCUGAAUUCCAUCUGCACUUCCACCAUGAUAUUCUUGGAAUAUGACCUUUCUGCCACUGCAACCCUGGAAUUUGAUAAUGGAGUAAUCAAUCUAAAUGGGAAGUGCAACUUGGUUCACAGUGAUGCAACUGUCGACUGGCAACAUGUUUUGGCACAAAACCUGAGGAUGAAACGUCAAACUCCUCUGGCUGAUCCAAUGGAGUCUCAUCAUACUCUCAAUAUUGACAUCACCAGCCGAACAUUCACUGAUGUGAAUUUCCGCUUUGCUUCCCGCAAAGAUGGUAUCACUGCAUCUAUGUCUUCUCCAUCAUCUGGCUUCUUUGGAUUGCAUCUUCAGCGAAGGUCUCCAUCGCAACUGUAUGGAAAACUGUUCAGCCGUUACUUGUCUACUCCUGAGAAGGAUACUGAUGUUUUUACUGCCAAAGCCAUGCUGAGAAACUCUCAGAAGUUAAUCUUACAGAUGUCAUGGAAUUGGGACUUCCUCCAUGAUGUGAUUGAAGGGACCAAGGACAGGAUUCCUGCUAUAACCAAUGCUGUGCUCAAGUUCAUCAACAAGUAUCAUGUUGCCCACUUUGGGUUUGACCUCAACCGUGGCAGCAUGAAGCUGAAAAACACAGUUUCCAAUGUCAUAGAGAGAACCUAUCAUGAGGUUCCCAUGUCUUUUAACACACUGCAGAGUUCAGUCAAACACCUUGGGGAUCAAGGAAAAGACAUGUACAGGAAGGCUUCUGAUAACGUGAUGUCUAUAAGUGUGCAGGAUGUUACAGAUGAUUUAGCUCGUGAAGCUAGACUAGUCUUGAAACGCAGUGAAGACCAGAUUUUUGUCUUGCUAGAUGCAGUCACACAGUUCUUGAGUGACAUGAAGUUUACAGUGCCUGGAUCCGAAGAGAAGCUCUCGAGCCUGGAGAUGCUCCAGAGAGCUCGUCGAUCUGUUUCAAGAGCCACUGACAGGGCCAUCCAAAGGCUUACCAGCCUCAUGGAGAAGAUUUCUAGAUUAAUCAGGGGAAUCGAGUUCACCAUACCUGGAACUAAUUUUGUUUUCAGUGGAAAUGAGAUCAUGGAUAAAAUAAAUUUGUCUAUAGGAUCUGCAUAUGAUCAGUUAACACAGUCACUGCGCAGGGGGUUCAGUUUGCUUCACAAGGCAGUCAAUAACCUUUUCCAGGUGAUUGCUGAAAAAGGCGAGAACUUCAUCACCUACUUAAAAGAUCAAAAUGUUGAAAUUACUUCUCAACUUGAUGUUAUCUAUGCAGAAGUUCUGCAGUCUUCAAAACAACACAUUGAGGAGGCGAAGAUACAUGUGGCUGAGUAUAAACACCUUACCAAACUGAAGAUUCAAGAGGCUUAUAAUUCUUUAAGUAUUGAACAUGUAAAUAACAAUACCAAGGAGGUUAUCAGUAUUUUGCAGUCACAUCUCUAUGGAGGACUUAAUGAAAUUGUAGACCUACUGAGAAGGAUAUCCCAAAGCACAGCACCAUACAUUAAAGUGAGCAAUAAAAAGACUGACAUUGAAAUCCCUUUACCCUUCUUUUGGAAGUCUUUCAGUGAAUGGCCAGUGCAAUCCAAACAGUGAAUCAUGCAUUUCUUGAAAAUGAAGUUUUAUUAUGGCUGACCAGAUUUGUAUCUAUGUGAAAAAAAUUACUUUUUGUUUUUGUUUUAAGGUGUUUUAACUCACAUGAAAAAUAUACUAGUUAUUCUAAUGUGAUAUUUCUUUAAAUUUGACAAUACCGUUAUGACCUACCAGUGUUUAGCACACACUGAAAGUUACUGUUUUAUUAUGAUUAUGGUAUUUAAUUAAACAACAAUGAAUACUG
Molecule: messenger RNA, 13665 nt
Organism: Lates calcarifer (barramundi perch)
Lineage: Eukaryota; Metazoa; Chordata; Actinopteri; Centropomidae
Gene: apoba
Product: apolipoprotein Ba
Exons: 29
Coding region: 204-13424 (4406 amino acids)
Biological process (GO): triglyceride mobilization; cholesterol transport; lipoprotein transport
Cellular component (GO): very-low-density lipoprotein particle; mature chylomicron; low-density lipoprotein particle
Molecular function (GO): low-density lipoprotein particle receptor binding; cholesterol transfer activity
Source: RefSeq, a predicted model, not a curated record